Messenger RNA from Salvelinus fontinalis (brook trout), 2197 nucleotides. RefSeq names its product MAGUK p55 scaffold protein 4a (gene mpp4a). The record is from RefSeq and is a predicted model, not a curated record. Gene Ontology annotation, cellular component: adherens junction; plasma membrane. Gene Ontology annotation, molecular function: protein binding. Bases 377 to 2188 code for a protein of 603 amino acids. The transcript has 21 exons. Lineage: Eukaryota; Metazoa; Chordata; Actinopteri; Salmoniformes; Salmonidae.
UGCUGCUGGCUCAGAGAUUAACUGGGAUAGAGAGGGAUUACAGUCUGCCAUCCCUAGGAACGCUUUGUUGUAAAAUCACAGACAUGUUGUCACCGGGGCUGUGUACUUUGUUCUGAAACAUUACCUCAAAGAUAAGGUGAACGUCACUGGAUAGUUGCCUUACACUGAAGAGACCUGUUUCGCUGAAGAGACCUGUUUCGCUGAAGAGACCUGUUUCGCUGAAGAGACCUGUUUCGCUGAAGAGACCUGUUUCGCCGAAGAGACCUGUUUCGCCGAAGAGACCUGUUUCGCCGAAGAGACCUGUUUCACCGAAGAGACCUGUUUCACGAGGUCAGGGGUGAAGGAUCAAGGAAUUGUCUGAGAAGGUCUGACAGAGAUGCUGUCUGGUGUGGUAGAGGAGGUGAGGCUGGCUAUCCACAGUGACAUCAGUGGGUCUGAAGUCCUCUACAGCCUUCUCAGUGCCCCCUGGCUACAGUUCCUACUCAAGGUCUACGAGUGUCUGCAGAAGUUCAGAAGGCUUCCACCCAGUCCCUACCUGCCUUAUGCCUCUGGUCUCUCUCACGAGAUCCUGUCCAACAUCAGAGCAGUACCAGCCCCGUCCCCAGAGGCCAGACAGCUCUAUAGUCUACUGAAGUCCCCCCAUCUACAGGCCCUCCUCUCAGCCCAUGACAUGGUGGCCCAGAGGGACUAUGAGCCAGUCCUCCCUCCGCUCCCUGAGGACCUGCCGGAGGACGAGGAGGCCAUGCGGAUCGUCUGUCUGGUCAAGAACAAACAACCUCUGGGAGCCACGAUAAAGAGGGACGAGGAAACAGGAGAGAUAUUCAUAGCCCGGGUGAUACACGGAGGCCUUGCAGAUCGCAGUGGCCUUCUGCAUGCAGGGGAUCUGCUGGUGGAGGUGAAUGGGAACCCUGUAGAAGGACUGGACCCAGAACAGGUCAUACAGAUACUGGUCCAAUCUCAAGGCACAAUUUUGUUCAAAGUGAUUCCAAACACCCCACAAUCAACUAAGAGCCAACAGCCAGCCUUGCUGUAUGUGCGGGCCAUGGCAGACUACUGCCCCCUGCAGGACCCAGCUAUCCCCUGUCCUGACGCUGGCAUGGUCUUCAGUAGAGGAGACCUGCUGGAGAUAGUUGACCAGACAGACAUCCACUGGUGGCAGGCUAGGAAGCUGCCCAGUGCCUCAGCCUGCGCCGGCCUCAUCCCCUCCACCAGUCUGCUCAAGAGCAAACAGAGGGAGACGUGGUGGUCACAGCCUUUCCAGGCCCACACCUGCAUCAAACCCUUGAGCAUGGCUGGUAAUGAGGACGACGUUAAGACCAACAAUGGGAAUGGUGCCAUAGCAGACGAAGAAGAUUUUGAAUCUGAGGACCUCAGAGAAGUGUAUUCCGAAGAGGCGGAAGAAGGAACACAUACCAUGAAUGGCAUCUACAUCCCGGGAUUCCGGCGUAGCUUCCGUCUGUGGCGGAGGAUGACCCAGUCCUGCUCCUGUUCUCCCAGCACCCAGGCUCUGUCCAGCCCCUACGAAGAGGUGGUCAGCUACCAGAGACGACCUGACGACCCGCACAGACUGAUCAUCCUCGUAGGUCCUUCUGGUGUAGGGGUGAAUGAACUGCGGAAAAGACUGAUCAAACUCAACCCACGCACCUUCCAGGGAGCUGUACCUCACACAACGCGACCAGCCAGAGAUGGAGAGGGGACUGGUAAAGAAUAUAACUUCGUCACCAAAGAACUGUUUGAUUACAUGGUGUGCAACCACAGGUUCCUGGAGUAUGGUGAAUAUAAAGGCCAUCUAUAUGGAACCAGUAUUGAUGCUGUCAGAGACGUGAUAGACAGUGGGAGGAUGUGUGUUAUUGACAUUGAGCCACAUAGCAUCCUGUCCGUGAGGAAUAAGAAGUUCAAACCUUAUGUCGUUUUUAUAAAGCCUCCCAGUACAGAACGACUGAGACAGACACGGAGGGAUGCACGCGUCAUCACCAGCUAUGUUGUCAACAGACCUUUUAAAGAUGUUGACUUUGAGGAGAUGGAGGAUGCUGCCAGGUUCAUGGAGGGGAAGUACGGUCAGUACUUCGACCACGUCAUAGUCAACGAGGAGCUGCAGGAUGCCUGUAUGCAGCUGUUCAAUACCAUACAGCUGGCUCAGGAGGGACCACAUUGGAUACCUGCCGCAUGGCUCAGUGCUGAGGACUAGAGAAAGGAG